GCGUCACGAUGGAGUCCGCAGGUGGCUGAAGCUACAAACCGCCUUCAGUUCAGUUGAGUAGCGUGUGAGACGUCCAUGUUUGUUCGGAGGAAGUCUUCCCGGAGGAUCCCAGCCCGCGACCGCUAGGCCGCCGCGAGACAGCCGACUGCGCGGCGCCGUUUGCGGGUUUCAGCAGGUCACCAUGGCGACGGACAUCAGCUCGCCGCAGCGCUUCUUCCACAUGCCGCGCUUCCAGCACCAGGCGCCGCGCCAGGUGUUCUACAAGAGGCCGGACUUCGCCCAGCAGCAGGCCAUGCAGCAGCUCACCUUCGACGGCAAGCGCAUGAGGAAGGCCGUGAACCGCAAGACCAUCGACUACAACCCGUCUGUCGUCAGACACCUGGAGGUGACUCUGUUUGACCCGGUCUCUGACCGCCCUGACCAUCGACUGACCGGUUCCCUGCAGCCGGACGCCGGCUGCUACAACGACCUGGUGCCUCCUGUGGGCAUGUGCAACAACCCCAUGAACGCCGUCACCACCAAGUUCGUCAGAACCUCCACCAACAAGGUCAAGUGCCCCGUAUUUGUGAUCCGGUGGACUCCUGAAGGCCGGCGCCUGGUCACUGGAGCCUCCAGCGGAGAGUUCACCCUGUGGAACGGACUCACCUUCAACUUUGAGACCAUUCUACAGGCCCAUGACAGCCCGGUGCGGGCCAUGACGUGGUCUCACAACGACAUGUGGAUGCUGACGGCGGACCACGGCGGCUAUGUGAAGUACUGGCAGUCCAACAUGAACAACGUGAAGAUGUUCCAGGCCCACAAGGAGGCCAUUAGGGAAGCCAGCUUUUCUCCAACAGAUAAUAAAUUUGCCACCUGCUCCGAUGACGGCACCGUGAGGAUCUGGGACUUCAUGCGCUGCCACGAGGAGAGGAUCCUCCGAGGUCACGGUGCUGAUGUGAAGUGUGUGGACUGGCACCCCACUAAGGGUCUGGUGGUCUCCGGCAGCAAAGACAGCCAGCAGCCGAUCAAGUUCUGGGACCCCAAGACGGGACAGAGUCUGGCCACACUCCACGCCCACAAGAACACGGUGAUGGAGGUGAAGUGGAACCUCAACGGCAACUGGCUGCUGACGGCCUCCCGGGACCACCUGUGCAAACUGUUCGACAUCAGGAACCUGAAGGAGGAGCUGCAGGUGUUCAGAGGACACAAGAAGGAGGCCACAGCUGUGGCCUGGCAUCCUGUCCAUGAAGGUCUGUUUGCCAGCGGAGGCUCUGAUGGCUCUCUGCUCUUCUGGCACACCGGGGUGGAGAAGGAGGUUGGCGGGAUGGAGAUGGCUCACGAGGGGAUGAUCUGGAGUCUGGCCUGGCACCCGCUGGGCCACAUCCUGUGCUCCGGCUCCAACGACCACACCAGUAAGUUCUGGACCAGGAACCGACCCGGGGACAAGAUGAGGGACCGCUACAACCUGAACCUGCUGCCGGGAAUGUCAGAGGACGGCAUGGAGUACGACGACAUCGACCUGAACAACAUGGCCUCCAUCCCGGGGAUGGGCAUCCCGGAGCAGCUGAAGGCCGCCAUGGAGCAGGAGCAGAGCAGUAAGGAGUCGGCCCCUGAGGUGGAGAUGUCCAUCCCUGGUCUGGACUGGGGGAUGGACGAGGUCAUGGGCAAGGACACCAAGAAGGUCCCCCAGAAGAAGGUCCCCUACGCCAAGCCCAUCCCCGCACAGUUCCAACAGGCCUGGGCGGAGAACAAAGUGCCCAUGAUGCCCCCUGGUGGAGAUCUGGGCAAAGACCGGAAGGUGGAGCAGAAAGUGGACGGCAAAAAGAAAAGUCAGUCUGAGAUGGAGCAGGAGAUGUACAGCAACCCCAUGCUGCUGGAGCAGAUGAAGAUGGACCGGAUGAACACCGAUGGGAACUUGGGGCCCUCCCAGGGCCCCGGCGCCAUGCCCCCCUUCCCUGGAGGCCAGCAAGGUUUCCCUCCUAACAUGCCUCCUCAGCAGAUGGGGCCUCCGAUGGGCCCCGGAGGCAUGCAGCCUCCUUUCAUGUCCCAGGGACAGAUGGGGCCACCCUCUGGACCCCAGUCUCACCAGGGGGGCCCACCAGACAUGCAGAGACACCCGGGUCCGCCGAGAAAUAUCGGGCCCCAAGGUCCUCAUGGCUUGGGACCCCGAGGGAUGCAAGGGCCCCAUGGUGGGAUGAUGGGGCCCCCUCCUCGAGGAAUGGGACCACGGGAUCCUCAGGGUCCUCUAUCUCAGGGGGGCAUGAUGCAACCUCAGGGGAACAUCAUGGGCCCUCAGGGUGGGAUGAUGGGGCCCCCACCCAGGACACACGGCAAUGUGCCAAACAACUAUGGGAUGGGCAACAUGCAGGGGCCCUCGGGGGGGCUGCAUGGGCCUCCAGGUAACGUGCAGGGGGCCCAAGGGAACAUCCAAGGACCCCCAUACAUGCAGCACCAGAACUCGGGGCCGAUGAUGCACGGGAUGGGGCCGCAGGGGCCCAGCAGCAAAGACCCCCGGGGACCACCGCCCAACAACCACCACAUGGGCCCUACAGACCGGCAGGGCCCUGGGGGCCCGGACCAGGGCUCAGGUUCUUACUGGGGAGACAACCAGCAGGGCCGGAGAGGAGCGCAGGACUUUGAUGGAGGACAAGACUUCCACAGCAGAGAGGAGAACUGGAGACCAGGAUACCAGGGGGGGGGAGGGGGCCACCGGGGGGCUGGACACCGAGGGGGAGGGGGAGGAGGAGGAGGAGGAGGAGGAGGAGCAGCAGCGGGAGCGGGAGCGGGGGGGGGCAACGUAGGGAACUGGGGCCCCGAAGAGAGGUUCGCUGGAGGAGAUUUCAGAGGACGCAGAGAUGACAGGUUCAGGGGAGGAGGUCCCGGCCGGCCCGGAGCUAGAGGUUACCCCGACGAGUACGGCAGCCAGGAGGAGGCCUUCGACGGCCCCGAGGAGCCGGGGAGGGGCUGGGACAACGCGGGGGGCCGGGGGAGGCCUCCCCGAGGAGGAGCGCCGCCCAGAGGAGGGCACGACGGUCACCGUGACGACGGCUCGUCCCCGGCCGGCCGCGAGCGCUCCGCCUCCCUCCAGGGGAUGGACAUGGCGUCUCUGCCCCCCCGGAAGCGGCCGUGGCAGGACGGCCCGGGGACCGGAGACCCCCGGGAGCGAGAGUCCCCCGGAGCCGAGGGAGGACGCGCCCCCCAGAGGGAGGACGGGGGCUACGGGCCCCUGGGGCGAGGCGGGCGAGGCGGAUGGGCUCCUGGGGGACCCGGACCUGUGCCGAGGAGGGGAGGACCGGCGCCCAGAGGGCUGCCGAGGGGGGGCGGCCGGGGCCGGUGAAAAAGUCCCGUGACCCCGCCCCCCCAAGACCGGAGAACAGACCCCGAGAGAAACUUUUGGUCCUGGGAGCUAUUCGGGUCUUCUGAUUGGUCCUGGGAGCCAUUCGGGUCUUCUGAUUGGUCCUGGGAGCCAUUCGGGUCUUCUGAUUGGUCCUGGGAGCCAUUCGGGUCUUCUGAUUGGUCCUGGGAGCCAUUCGGGUCUCCUCGUUGCUCCGGAGCGGAGCAACGAGGAUUUUAAUGUAACAUAUUGUAGAGAAUCAUCAUCGUCUCUUUUCUUUAGAGUCACUGCGUCUGGUUGCUUUUGUAAAAGAUUUCUAUGUUUUUGUGUUUUCACCCAGGUGAACAAUAAAGAUUCACACUUCG
This is a messenger RNA of Pseudoliparis swirei, 3678 nucleotides long. It is a transcript of the gene wdr33, whose product is annotated as WD repeat domain 33. The coding region runs from base 182 to 3316 and encodes 1044 amino acids. NCBI's taxonomy places the organism in Eukaryota, Metazoa, Chordata, Actinopteri, Perciformes, Liparidae. Gene Ontology annotation, cellular component: mRNA cleavage and polyadenylation specificity factor complex. The transcript has 21 exons. Gene Ontology annotation, molecular function: protein binding. The record is from RefSeq and is a predicted model, not a curated record.